Molecule: messenger RNA, 1313 nt
Organism: Plutella xylostella (diamondback moth)
Lineage: Eukaryota; Metazoa; Arthropoda; Insecta; Lepidoptera; Plutellidae
Gene: Sirt6
Product: sirtuin 6
Biological process (GO): negative regulation of transcription by RNA polymerase II
Cellular component (GO): nucleus
Molecular function (GO): histone H3K9 deacetylase activity, NAD-dependent; NAD+ binding; transcription corepressor activity
Source: RefSeq, a predicted model, not a curated record
UGUAAAACUGAGAAAUAUUUAACUGAAAUUAUAUUUCGUAUGAUCUAUGUUUGAAUAAUUAUGUCUUGUAAUUAUGCAGAGGGCCUUUCGCCCUAUGAAAACAAAGGAGUUCUGGGUUUACCAGAGAAAUUUGAUUCGCCUGAGAAGUUCAGCAAAAAAUGUGAGCUACUUGCCCAACUCUUGACCCAAAGCAAGCACGUAGUGGUGCAUACAGGUGCUGGCAUAAGUACGUCGGCAGGCAUUCCAGAUUUUCGAGGCCCCAAUGGUGUUUGGACAUUAGAAAGAGAUGGGAAAAGACCUAAUAUAAAUGUCUCUUUCACUGAUGCUAAGCCAACAAAGACUCAUAUGAUUCUGAAGAAAUUAGUGGAAUGUAAGAAGGUGCACUAUAUUGUUAGCCAGAAUAUAGAUGGAUUGCAUUUGAAGUCUGGUCUUCCAAGAAAAUACUUGGCUGAGUUGCAUGGCAACAUGUUCAUUGAUGAAUGCAAUGUUUGUAAAAGGCAGUACAUCCGAAGUGCACCAGUGGAGACAGUAGGAAAGAAGUGCAGUGGAGUGCCUUGUGCAGCAGAACUGGUGGGGGGACGCCCGUGUCGGGGACGGCUUUACGAUGGGGUACUAGACUGGGAGCACAGUCUGCCUGAAAAUGAUCUGUUGAUGGCUGAGUGGCAUUCUAGUAUAGCGGACUUGAGCCUAUGCCUGGGGACAACACUGCAGAUAGUUCCAAGUGGAAACUUGCCUCUAAAAACGGUCAAAUAUGGGGGGAAAUUAGUUAUUUGCAACUUACAACCAACAAAACAGGACAACAAAGCAGAUCUGAUUAUAAACUAUUAUGUGGAUGAUAUACUUGAGAAAGUUAUGAAUAUACUUGGACUAGAAAUACCUGAAUAUUCAGAGGCAGAAAACCCAAUGCAUAUUGCUGAGAAUACAGUAGUGAACUGGACUAUAGAGAGAAAAGAUGUUCUAGCUUUAGAAAAACAAUUCAAAGCCAAAUGUAAAGGAGUAAAGAAGAAACGAAUAUUGAUAAAAUCUAAAAGAAAUAGUAUUGAUUUACAAAAUGAAAUAAACACUGAUGAUGAUAAAUCUAAAGUAAUCAAACUAGAUAUUAAGGAAGAAAAUGUUGUUGAUGAGAAUGCUGAAAUUAAGACUGAAACCAAUGAAGAACAAAAUGGUGUAAUAAAAGGGGAAAUCAUUUAAUUUCACUAAAAUCUCAUUACCUAUGUUCAAAAUAAUGAUCUCUUUUUAUACUUGUACAAAGUUUAAUACAAUAACCACCGUUAAUUUAUACAUUUACUUAAUUAUACAGAUUUCAACUCUCA